AGUUCAACCUUAAGGUAGACUCUAAGCAGGUUCGUUCACCUAGGCUGUUGGCAAAUCAUCAUCGCAUCCCAAUCGUGGCUCAGACAGCAACUUUUCUCAAAUUCGUGCCCACGAUGUAUGCUCUCACACUGAAGGCUGAGCUGGCUGGAGUCACGAACCUGCGGCCAAAAGACACCCAAGAAGCCAACUUCUUUUACACAUUCAGGGUGCAAUGCACGUCUUGCAGAGAAAUUCAUCCUAACCCCAUUGCCGUCAACCGCUUCGAUACGAACGAGAUGAGCGGCAGCAGGGGCGAGGCCAACUUUGUGUGGAAGUGUAAGAAUUGCAAGAGGGAAUCCUCGGCAACGAUAAGAACCGCCCCAACCCCGUACGAGCAAACAGAACCUGCCGCGGCGCAGAAGAUCCUCGAGUUUGACUGCAGGGGGUUAGAGUUCACAGAGUUCAUCCCGGAGGGAGAGUGGCUUGCGGACGGCAUCGACUCGGGAACCAAGUUUGAAGGGCUAGACCUAACCGAGGGAGAGUGGUUCGACUACGAUGAGAAGGCGGGCGAGGAAGUCAGCAUCAGAGACUUGGUGUGGGACAUAGUGCGGGCAUAAACAAGAUGAAUUCCGAGACAGAGCUAAGCGAAGAG
Parathielavia appendiculata is the source of this 631-nucleotide messenger RNA. RefSeq names its product DUF866-domain-containing protein. The record is from RefSeq and is a predicted model, not a curated record. Gene Ontology annotation, molecular function: zinc ion binding. Lineage: Eukaryota; Fungi; Ascomycota; Sordariomycetes; Sordariales; Chaetomiaceae. The coding region runs from base 114 to 596 and encodes 160 amino acids. The transcript is spliced from 5 exons.